Molecule: messenger RNA, 1530 nt
Organism: Monopterus albus (swamp eel)
Lineage: Eukaryota; Metazoa; Chordata; Actinopteri; Synbranchiformes; Synbranchidae
Product: T-cell surface antigen CD2-like
Exons: 1
Coding region: 109-1131 (340 amino acids)
Cellular component (GO): cell-cell junction; membrane
Source: RefSeq, a predicted model, not a curated record
UAACAUCUCAUCUGGACAGGACUGCUUCUCUGUCAGGGCUCAAAAAUCUUGAAAAAAUAAUUCAGUAAAAAUACCUUGGACAACCCAGCGGACAUACUACCGCAGACCAUGGGCUGUUUUUCUGCCACACAUGGAGUUCUCUUUUUGUUUGGAUUCAUAACCCUCUCAGUAGCAAAGGAGGACACCUGUGACCUCUAUGCUGCAGUUGGAGAGAGCCUGACUCUGCCUUUUGUCAAUGAGGGGCUGGCAAAAACGCAUGUACUGAAAUGGACUCAUAAUAACACACUCAUUUUUCACAGACAGCAAGAGAAAGUGCUCACUGGAAAAAAAGAAGACACCUCUGCCAAUGGAUCUCUUUUGCUGAAGAACCUACAGUUCUCAGGAGCAGGAACCUACGAAGCAGCUGUGCAGCAUUCAGCUGGUAGUUCAACUAAAACAUGGACCGGUCGUCUAUGUAUUAUGAGCAAGGUAUCAAAACCUCAAGUUACAUAUGAGUGUGACUUCAAGUCUAGUGCAGUUAACCUAACAUGCAAUGUAGCCAAACCUCAGGGUCUGAUGUUCUCAUGGACACAUGGUGAAAAGACAUUAACAAGCGAGAAAAGACAAACACUGAGUAUAUCACUAGCACAGCUGAAAGGAGAGAGAAGGUUUGCAUGUACCGUGGAAAACAAAGUCAGCAAGGAGAGGAGUGACACUGUCCAUCCAACCUGUAAAGAUCUGUCACCAUCACCACCAAUUGUGCUUUGUUUUACAUCCAAAACUGUUGUAGCGGUGCUAGCAGGAGGUGCAGGUCUGACUCUGCUUUUGCUCAUCAUUAUCAUCAUAUUAUGUUGCUGCCUCAGACGUAACAAAACCCAAAUGGAGCUCGGGGAAAAAGGGCAACUCAAGAUGACUUCUGUAAAGAAGAGAGAGCCUGACUCUAUCAGCCCAGAGUAUGAGACUAUGCAUCUGAAUGAGAACUCUCCACCCCCAAACCCCAAGCCUUCACCAAACACCUCUCACCAAAAUGUUCCUCAGCCUGACAAUCAGACUGAAAACAUGCCCUCACAGCUAUCAGCAGCUGUUGAGGGGCUACAGCCUUCACCGGUGCCAAAGCCGAGGACGAAAAGACCCCUGACACCAAACAUCUGAAUGUGUUUCUCUGUCUUGCCGCCCCAGAAACUUUGAGAAUUGAUCAAAAAGACAUAAAAGUCUUAAUUUUAUGAUAAAACAUUGCUCAUCUGUGUUGAAAUUUUGUAGCCCUUAUAGUGGUGGGGUUAUGAGUUUGUGGGGAGUACAAGAUGUUUUCUAUGAUGGAUACAUUUCAGUAAUACUGUUUUGUUCUAAUGUGUUUUAUUAUUAAUUAUUUAACUGCCAAGUCAACGCAGUAGUAGUUCCACAGUGUUUAACAACAAUCCAGAUUAAAAACAAGGUGGUUUCUGUCUAAAAUCGUUUGUCCUUUUUUAGCAGCAACUCCAAUGAAAAGGUCAAAACCAACUUAAUAUUUUCCUUCUUCUUUCAGCAUUUUCCAAUUUCCUUAAUUGUGACAGU